GGAGGGAACAUUUUGAAGGUAAAAGCUGCUGUUUUGUGGGAAGUUGGCCAGCCAUUGGAUAUCUGCGAAGUUGACCUCGACGAACCCAAGGUCGGCGAGGUUCUGGUCAAGGUCGGUUCCGCCGGUAUCUGCCGCAGCGACCGGCAUUUCAUGCACGGCGACGCACCCAUAGCCAUUCCGGUCGUCCUGGGACACGAGGGCGCCGGUACCGUCGUCCAGACCGGCCCCGGCGUUACCCUCGCCCAGGAGGGAGAUCAGGUCAUCCUGUCCUUCGUGCCCGCCUGCGGACGCUGCCGCUCCUGUCUUGAGGGGCAUAGCAACCUGUGCGAUCUCCACGGAGCCACCGGCGCCAACAUGUUCGACGGCACCACCCGCCUCCAUGCCGAUGGCAAGGAUAUCCACCACAUGGGGAAGGUGGCCUGCUUCGCCGAAUACGCCGUUAUUCCCGAAACCGGCGUCGUCCCCAUGACCAGCCCGGUGCCAAUGGACAAGGCCGCCAUGAUCGGCUGCUCGGUCACCACCGGCGUUGGCGCCGCCCUCUACAGUGCCGAGAUCAAGGCCGGCAGCACGGUGGCCGUCAUUGGUUGCGGAGGUGUGGGCCUCAAUGUCAUCAUGGGCGCCGCCCUCGCCAGCGCCGGCCAGAUUAUCGCCGUCGACAUCCGCGAGGCCCAGUUGGAAUUCGCCAUGCGCUUCGGAGCCACCCACACGGUCAAUGCCGCCGACCAGGAUCCGGUGCGCCAGGUACGCGAACUCACCGGCGGACGCGGCGCCGACUAUACCUUCGAGGUGUUCGGCAGCGCCGACACCACCAAGGCCGCCUACGACAUGGCCGGCAAACGUGGCGUCGUAACGGUCGUCGGUAUCGCUCCCUGGGGCCAGGAAGCCUCCAUCAACGCCGUCGACCUGGUGCGUAACGAAAAGACUUUGCGUGGUUCCUACUACGGCUCGGCUCGCUCCCGCACCGACAUGCCCGUCAUGGUCGACCUGUACCAGUCUGGCAAGUUGAACCUGGAUGACCUGGUCGUGCGCCACUACACCCUGGACCAGGUCAACGAAGCCUACGCCGACCUCGAUCGGGGUGAAAUUGGCCGCGGCGCCAUCAUGUUCGACUAG
This is a messenger RNA of Geodia barretti, 1113 nucleotides long. Lineage: Eukaryota; Metazoa; Porifera; Demospongiae; Tetractinellida; Geodiidae. The record is from the annotation of a GenBank genome assembly.